This is a messenger RNA of Caenorhabditis briggsae, 1374 nucleotides long. The record is from RefSeq and is a predicted model, not a curated record. The transcript has 9 exons. The coding region runs from base 1 to 1374 and encodes 457 amino acids. Lineage: Eukaryota; Metazoa; Nematoda; Chromadorea; Rhabditida; Rhabditidae.
AUGGGCUCCAAUAUUUCUACUCCUUCUGAGGUGCAACCUGUUGAAGUGACUGAAGAGAUGACAAUUCAAAAGACGUGCGAGGAAGCGGCUGGCUUCAGAAUCGGCUUCUACACCAAAAUCAAAGCAGGAUGGAACUCUCAAGCCUUAAAUGAUACAAAGAUGAUUCAUUAUCUCUAUCGCAUCUUCUACAUGGCGCCAAACGAUCAAGAGGUGCAGGUCUUUGAGUGGCAUAAUUUUUUCGACAUUCACCAUGACUUUCCGAUGCGCGUUCAUAUCGACAAUAACGAGGACCACAAAAAGUGUGCCUCCAUGGCUGAAAUAAUUGUGUGGUUCAGCAAGCCGGAAAAAGACAGGAAUGCUUUGAGAAGACUCGGAAAGGCACCAAAUAAAAUCUACUGUCUGGGGUGCAAAACAGUCGAGGAGAAAGAGUUUCUCAGCUUGAUGGCAAUGAGAAAAAUGACGGAACAAGAGAAAGCGGCAUCUUCAUCAGUUCUCACAAUCAGCGACAAAGCAGUAAAACGAUUGGGAAUGUCACAAUUAGAUGUCGCAGUUGCGGCGAGAGAAUGUGCGCGAACUCCUACAACCAAUCCUUGUCAAAAUGCCCUAAUGUCAAGUGUCAUCGGACUCCCUCUUCGCCGUUCGGCCUCAGCACUUUUGUUCCCAGUGACCGAUCUUCUUGACCAACAUUGCAUUAAGGAAUCUAAAAACAACAUGUUGCUCGAUCCUUCCUCAUGGCACAUGGACAAAGCAUCUUCUUCAUAUGAUCUUAACAAAGCUGAAACUAAACCCAAGAAAAAACUGUCGAGGGCCGAUUUCAUACCCAAAAUAUUUGUUGGGGGCAAAAACUUGGGAGAGCCUUCUGAGAAAACAGAAAAGGCUUCGAAUUCUGAAGAAAUUCAGCGGAAAAACGGGACCGUUGACAUACCGAUAUUGAAGCAAAGCGAGGCUCACAAAAAGUCAAUCGCAAAACGCAAAAUGCAUGAGCGUCUUCUGAAAGCUAGUGAGUGGUGUCGCGUCACCGAUGAGGAUAAAGCGGUACUUGUAGAAAUUAAAGUUCGCCAGAGACUUCUCCUUAUCCAGCACUACAUCCGAGGGUGGCAAGAUAUGGGAAUCAAAGACAAGUGCAUGGCCAAAUGGUUGAUGGAUGACAUUACCAAGCCACUUCACUCUCGUCGCUUCGCCAGUUUUGAAUAUCAUCAUUUUAUUCCAUCACAUGAUCUUCAGAUCAUCACCAAAUUGAACAAAGCCCAAAUGGAGAAAUAUGCAAGAAACUAUAUAAUGUAUAUGCAACGUGUUGAAAGUCUAAAAAGCUAUACAAGUGGUCGUGGUGAAAUGCAGAAGAAAUCGGAUGACUCUGGUUAUCCGCAACUGUGA